Owenia fusiformis is the source of this 1474-nucleotide messenger RNA. The record is from the annotation of a GenBank genome assembly. NCBI's taxonomy places the organism in Eukaryota, Metazoa, Annelida, Polychaeta, Sabellida, Oweniidae.
UGUCAUGGCGUUUCUGGCUUUGUAUCUCCCUACCGUUGUCAUGGUAGCGGGAGUUGUCCUAAUGACUUUUCACGUUGAAGCUUUAUACAAUGACUCCCUCACGCCAGAACUGUUCCUGAUGAAAUAUUUGAUGACAGACUACAACGCCAAUGUACGUCCGGUGAAAAACACAUCUGAAGCCACCGUGGUAACCAUAGACAUUGCAUUGACUCAAAUAGCGGACGUGAGCGAGAAACAUCAAACAAUUAUGACAUCAGUAUGGCUUAGAUUCACGUGGGAGGACUAUUUUCUAAAAUGGAAUGAAUCUGACUAUGGAGGUGUGAAAACAAUUCAUCUAAAGCCAGCAGAUGUUUGGAUCCCAGAUAUCACCUUAUACACAGACGUUACAGGUCAGUACUAUGAGACUAAGGAAUUCCGAGUAAAAGUGACGAGUGACGGAACAGUUCAGUGGAAAAUUCCGACGAAGUUUGUCAGUUCAUGCAAGAUGAAGGUCCACAACUUCCCCUACGACGUCCAGACAUGUACACUUAAGUUUGGAUCGUGGGGUUUUGGAAGUACAGAAAUAGAUCUACAGAAUAAGUCAAACUCUGCUGAUCUGUCUGAAUAUGAACCAAGCGGAGAAUGGGAAUUACUGUCCACUGACGCUAUACGGCAUUCCAUAAUGUAUAACUGUUGUACGGAACCUUACAUUGACGUUACGUACUACAUCAACAUUAAACGGAAGCCUCUCUAUUACACCUUCAACGUGAUCUUGCCCUGUAUGUUCAUAGUGAUCAUCUCGCCAUUUUCGUUCCUCGUGCCCCCAGGAUGUGGCGAGAGGAUACAAUUAAGCACAACGUUGUUUUUAUCUCUCACAGUUUAUAUGCUAUUUGUUGCCGAACAACUUCCAGUUCAGUCUGAGGAUGUACCUUUAGUAGGCCAGUUCUUCACCACUGCAUUAUUCGCCCUGGCCCUGCUAAACGUGACGUCUAUUAUAUCAGUUCAUCUUUUCCACAGAGGUUCAAAACGUGACAAACUUCCACGAAUGGCAAAAUUGUUUACCAUGAAAGUGGCAAAACUUGUUUGCAUGGCAAACAGAUUUGACGAAGUGGUCGACUUGUGUUGUUGUUGUAACAGCAAUGAAAAAGAAAACACUUUGGAACUAAAGAGAUGCGAUAGGAAAGUGGAAAAUGGUGUUUGUCUACGAAAUAAGGAAAAACAAAUAGCAAGUCAAAAAUACAAAGAAAGCGACCAGGGUGCGACGAGUGGGGGCCCUAGUGUAACACAGUACGAUCUUGUUCAACUGGUCUAUGAUAUAAACAGCCAUCUGACCAAGCUAUGUAAAUACAAGACAACAUCACAAGGAGUUGAUGCAACUAAAAGAGAAUGGAAAAUGGUUGCACUUGUUAUUGAUAGAUGUCUCUUUAUUUUGUCCAGUAUUUUUACAAUAGCUUUCUCAUUGUGUUUUAUCCUAUAUAAAGCUGAGCCUGAUUGA